GCCCCCUACAGAGGAAGGCGCUUGGUCAAGCAUUCAAGCGCUGGCAUCCGUACCACCCAAAUACGCAGAUUCCACCCCAAAGUGCGCAAAGAUGUGCCGUCCCAUGCCACUUCCAAACCCUUAGCCUACUUUCUCACAGCCUGGCUCUGGAUGCUUCUCCAAAGCCAAACAUCAGAGGUUCCAGGGUGAGACGUCGAAAAGCGACCUCACCGGCCCACUUCGACUUCCCUACGAUCCCUCGGAUCCGAUCGCGGAGCAUCGGAAUGGACCGGGUGCCUAAGCUGCGGGUGGACGUAGCGCAGCAGCACGAGCUGGAUCUGCAGCAGAAUGGGCCUGGCUUCAGCCCAGACUUCUUGCGCCACUACUGCGAGACCCAGGACCUUGAGCAGGUCACCUACCUGGAGAUCCAGGCGGACUCGGCCACGCAGAGCCUGGAGCUCCUGGGACAGCAGCUGCCGCAGCUGCGGCAGCUGAAGCUCAGCUCCGUCAGCUCCGUGCUGAGCCUCCGGGACCUGGGUUCGAGCCUGGGCCAUCUGGAGGUGCUGUGGAUGACCCGCUGCGGACUCCAGGACCUGGGGGGCGCGCCGCUGCUGCCGUCGCUGAGGGAGUUCUACCUGUCCUUCAACGAUGUAGUGGACCUGACGCCUCUUACUGGCUGCGAGCAGCUGGAGGUCUUGGACCUUGAGGGCAACGCGGUGGCGGAUGCCGAGGACGUGCGUGCUUUGGGCAGUCUUCCGCGACUACGAGAGCUGAACCUGAGUGGCAAUCCUGUCAGCUCCAAGGAUCGGCUGACGCGAGAAGGCAUCUUAGAGCUGCUUCCCAGCCUGGAGGUUCUGGAUGAUGAGCCGCUGGGAUCGCAUCUCUGCCGGCAUCAUGACCUGGGGGAUGACUGCCAUUCGCUGUCCAGCGGCAGCGGACGACGAGAGGAAUCCCCACAGGCAUCGUUGGAUGAGGAGGAUGUGGCGGAGCUUGCAGAGCCCAGGCACCCACUGCUGGUUGCCGGCUUCGCAGACAGCUCCGCCAAGACUGGGGCGGGGCUCUUCGUCGGCGAGCCUGACGAGACCGAGCUCGUGGUGGAGCAGCUGAAGCGGGCGAGGAGAAAUGCGGGCGGCCACGCAUUCACCGCGCGCCCGGGCUUUACCAUGCAGCCGCCGGAUCGCAGGACCCGCGACGACGGGCGCCCCGCCACAGCCACCUCGCGCCUGAACUUCGAGGAGUUGGUGGCCACAGAUGCGGCCAGCGAGCUGACCUGUGGGGAGUCACUGGCAGGGAAUCCCAUGCGCGCAUUGCGGCGCCGGCAUCCCUCGGGGGCGCAGACGGCGCGGGAGGCCGCGAUGGACAUUCGGGAGCUCCUCCAAAGAUACCAAACCUACACCCAGGGCGCUGCGCCAGUGGUUCCCAUCCAGGAGGAAGAUGCUCCUCCGCGGCCGGCCACUCCGGACGUGCGCGUGCGCGGGAGUACACCAAAGAGUGAUGGCUUUGAGCCGAGGACUGCGACGCCAAAGAACUCUAAGAACGCCACUCCGAGCAGCAAAAGCGCCUUUGUUGACUUCGGGACAUCGCCGCCCCUGAGAAAAGGCAGACCACCGCUGAUGACGAAAAGCAGUGGGUAUGCCAGAAGCUGUGAGCCAAUUGAAUUGAGCUAACCAUUUAAGCAUGUCCUGCAGGGUUCUGGGCAGCACAAAGAGGUGCCUAGCGUGAGCCUUGUAGAAAGAAAGUGAUGCACUGCAUGAGCUUUGCAUCACAUUCAACCUGGUGAGUGGUG
Effrenium voratum is the source of this 1765-nucleotide messenger RNA. NCBI's taxonomy places the organism in Eukaryota, Dinophyceae, Suessiales, Symbiodiniaceae. The record is from the annotation of a GenBank genome assembly.